AUAUAAAUGCACAAAAGUGUCGGCUUUACAAUUUAUAUAAAUCUCUUUUUGCUUUCCUCUCUUUGUUUCUUUCUCUCUCCCUCGCUCGUCGCUCGCAAUCGCAGAGCUAUUGUAAGCUCUCGAACCUUCUUUCCUCCAUGGCGGCGUCCCAAGCAAGCCUCCUCCUCCAAAAGCAACUCAAAGAUCUUUGUAAGAACCCGGUCGAUGGGUUCUCGGCCGGUCUGGUCGACGAGACCAAUAUCUUCGAAUGGAGCGUUACAAUUAUUGGACCGCCGGAUACUCUUUAUGAGGGAGGAUUUUUCAAUGCCAUUAUGAGCUUCCCAUCGAAUUACCCAAACAGCCCUCCGACAGUGAAAUUUACUUCAGAAAUAUGGCAUCCUAAUGUUUAUCCUGAUGGCCGCGUAUGCAUAUCAAUUCUUCAUCCUCCUGGUGAGGACCCAAAUGGCUAUGAGCUUGCAAGUGAGCGCUGGACACCGGUGCAUACGGUUGAAAGUAUAGUUUUAAGUAUAAUAUCAAUGCUUUCCGGUCCUAAUGACGAAUCACCUGCAAAUGUUGAAGCUGCUGUGGUGUAAAACUGAUCAAAGAAAUCUCGUGCUUGGUAGAGAUUCUUGAAGAGAGUUGGUUGUGGACUACUUCUGACUUUGCAAAUUAAAUGUUAUAUUCCAGACACCGGAGAUCUAAGUGAGUUUGUGUAAUGCAAGAGACUGAAACUUGUACUGAUGGUCAUUCAGAGAAGUACAGGCUUCAAUGAUGGAGAUUAUUUAGUUAAUGAAGGAGAAUAGUGUUUACUGAUUUCUUGAUUUCAGUUAUCUUGAUGAUGUAAGAAAAGCUUUAAAAGUUCUCAAGACAAGAAGUUCUAUGUAAUCAGGUGGUAGAAUUAUCAAAGAAUAUCAUACUUUAGUACAAGAUCCUGAAUGGAGUGCUCAAGUGGGGGGUUAUUUCCUUGAUGCUGAGGAGUGUCUAAAUGUUGGUAUGUACUGAUUGUGGGGUAUACAAGUAAUCAAGCGAAAAUAGUAAUUACAAAUUUUGAUAUAUAAGAUGUUCUCAUGA
Quercus robur (English oak) is the source of this 1050-nucleotide messenger RNA. RefSeq names its product ubiquitin-conjugating enzyme E2 7. Gene Ontology annotation, molecular function: ubiquitin conjugating enzyme activity. The transcript has 6 exons. Bases 138 to 572 code for a protein of 144 amino acids. Gene Ontology annotation, biological process: protein polyubiquitination; ubiquitin-dependent protein catabolic process. NCBI's taxonomy places the organism in Eukaryota, Viridiplantae, Streptophyta, Magnoliopsida, Fagales, Fagaceae. The record is from RefSeq and is a predicted model, not a curated record.